AUGGUUACCAAGCUACUGGUGAUUUCCUGCCUCAUUCUUGGUGCUUUUGCCCACCAACCACAGCAAUUUCCAGGAUCGAAUCAACAACAGCCGCACCAGGGUCAACCAGAACAAGCCCACAAUGCUCAGGCAGGGCAGCAACAGCAGCAAUUUGGUGGAGAGCAAGCAAGAGAUGAACACCAUAUCAAAGAACAUUUGGAUGGAAAAGUUGAUCCCACAGCGAACAUGACACCCGAACAGCUUCAAUUCCAUUAUUUCAAUAUGCACGAUUUAGAUAAGAACGGGAAGCUGGACGGUGUUGAGCUGAUCAAAGCCAUCACUCACUUCCACGCUGAAAACCCAGGACCAGCGCACACUCAAAACAAUCCAAAUCAUCAGCCACCACCACUUCCAAGCGAGGUUGAGCUGGAGACAAUGAUUGAUAGCAUUUUAAAAGAUGAUGACUUCAACGCUGACGGUUUCAUUGAUUAUGGAGAGUUUCUGAAAGCUCAAAAGAUUAGGGAAGAUCAAGCAAGAACCCAUCAAGAGCAGAUGGCGAAGACCGGUGGAACACAAUAA
Caenorhabditis remanei is the source of this 558-nucleotide messenger RNA. RefSeq lists its product as uncharacterized. The transcript is spliced from 4 exons. Bases 1 to 558 code for a protein of 185 amino acids. Gene Ontology annotation, molecular function: calcium ion binding. Lineage: Eukaryota; Metazoa; Nematoda; Chromadorea; Rhabditida; Rhabditidae. The record is from RefSeq and is a predicted model, not a curated record.